AAGGUCCCCGAACAAGGAAGGGAACGGAAAAGAAAAAGAGUGGAGCUUUGCUACUUUAGUUUUCUUCAAUUUUCUCUUUCGAUUGUGGGAAAAAAGAUGUCAUUUUCUUUUUCACUGAACUUUUUGCUUGCAGUCUGAGGGAAGGAGUUAGCAAAGAUCAAAGCUUUGGAGAGGAUGGCAAGACGUCAAACAUUUUGGCUGCAUCUUCUGUUCUUAGCAUGUUGGACAUCGGUUGGAGAAGCAGAGUAUAUGAAGUACAAGGACCCUAAACAGUCGAUCAAUGUCCGAAUCAAGGAUUUGAUGGAUCGAAUGACCCUUGCUGAAAAGAUUGGCCAGAUGACACAGAUUGAGCGUAAGGUGGCUUCUGCUCAAGUCAUGAAAGACUACUUCAUAGGUAGUUUGUUGAGUGGCGGGGGGAGUGUGCCUGGUCCUCAAGCAAGUGCUUCAGACUGGGUAAACAUGGUAAAUGAACUCCAAAAAGGGUCUCUCUCGACCAGGCUGGGGAUUCCAAUGAUUUAUGGGAUUGAUGCUAUUCAUGGACAUAAUAAUGUCUAUAAAGCAACAAUAUUCCCUCAUAACAUUGGCCUUGGAGCUACCAGGGAUCCGGCACUUGUUAAGAGGAUUGGUGAAGCAACUGCCCUUGAAGUAAGGGCAACAGGGAUCCCAUAUGUCUUUGCUCCAUGUAUCGCAGUCUGCAGAGAUCCAAGGUGGGGACGGUGCUACGAAAGCUAUAGUGAAGACCACAAUAUUGUCCAGGAAAUGACAGAAAUAAUCCCUGGAUUGCAAGGAGAUGUACCUGCUAACUACCACAAGGGUGUUCCUUACAUUUCUGGAAAGGUGAAGGUCGCAGCCUGUGCAAAACAUUUUGUUGGUGAUGGUGGGACACACAAUGGCAUUAAUGAGAAUAACACCAUUGUCAACCGUGAUGGACUGCUUAGCAUCCAUAUGCCUGCGUACUACAACUCGAUCAUGAAAGGUGUUGCAACUGUUAUGGUUUCAUAUUCAAGCUGGAAUGGAGUGAAAAUGCACGCAAACCAUGAUCUAGUCACUGGCUACCUCAAAAACACUCUUCACUUUAGGGGGUUUGUCAUCACAGAUUGGCAGGGUAUUGAUAGGAUAACCAGCCCUCCAGGUGCGAAUUACACUUACUCUGUCCAAGCUGGAAUUAAUGCUGGUAUUGACAUGGUGAUGGUUCCAUACGACUACAGUGAAUAUAUUAAUGCCCUGACCUCCCUGGUUAACAAGCAUGUCAUCCCCAUGAGUAGAAUUGAUGAUGCUGUAAGAAGAAUUCUGAGGGUGAAGUUCACCAUGGGUCUCUUUGAGAACCCCUUGGCUGACCUUAGCUUAGUUGAUCAGCUAGGAAAGAAGGAGCACAGGGAGUUGGCAAGGGAAGCUGUUAGAAAAUCUCUUGUGCUACUAAAAAAUGGAAAGUCUAGAAACGAUUCAUUCCUGCCUCUUCCUAAAAAGGCUGCAAAGAUCCUUGUUGCUGGAAGCCAUGCUGACAAUUUAGGUUAUCAGUGUGGUGGAUGGACAAUUGAAUGGCAAGGAGCUAGUGGAAAUAUCACAGUUGGAACGACAAUACUUGGUGCCAUUAAAACCACAGUUGACCAUUCAACUGAAGUUGUAUACUCCGAGAACCCUGAUGAAAAAUUUGUCAAAGACAAUGGCUUCUCUUAUGCCAUUGUUGUGGUUGGAGAACCCCCAUAUACUGAAACCGCUGGAGACAACCUCAACCUCACUCUUCCAGACCCUGGCCCAAGCACGAUUCGGACUGUCUGUGGUGCCAUCAAAUGUGUUGUCAUUAUCAUCUCUGGCAGGCCUGUCGUGAUUGAGCCCUACGUUCACUUGAUGGAUGCGCUUAUUGCUGCUUGGCUUCCUGGAUCUGAAGGCCAAGGGGUCACUGAUGUUCUCUUUGGAGAUUAUGGAUUCACUGGGAAGCUUUCACGUACCUGGUUCAAGUCUGUGGAUCAACUCCCCAUGAAUGUCGGGGACAUGCACUAUGAUCCAUUGUUUCCAUUUGGCUUUGGUUUAACAACUGGACCAACAACGGCAAGGUUAUCAACGUCAUCUCCUGCUUCUGCUGCUGCUGCUGCUGCUGCUGCUGCUGAUGUUAGAAAGGAGGCUUACUGGGUGGUGUCUCUAUUUCUCAGCCUCUCAAUGGCAUGGGUAUCUACUUACUUAUUGUGAUUCCCAAGCGGCUUUUAGAUGGUAUCAGCACCUGACAGCUCUUUGAGUGGCCUUGAACUGAUGUCAAUUCAAUUUUGGUUGCAAUUGAUGAGAUUCAUGGGGUGACAUGAUUUGUUUCAUCUAUUGCACUUUCACAGACCUAAAAUCAUCUGAGUUGUGUGUCUGCUCUGAUCAUUCGUGUUGAUUCCUGUGGAAUUAUGAGAUUGUUAAAGUGGAAGCAGAUUAAGCUUUAUGUUUUCA
Molecule: messenger RNA, 2427 nt
Organism: Musa acuminata subsp. malaccensis (wild Malaysian banana)
Lineage: Eukaryota; Viridiplantae; Streptophyta; Magnoliopsida; Zingiberales; Musaceae
Source: RefSeq, a predicted model, not a curated record